AUGUCCUCUCCACCGCCCAUAAUCCCAAAAUCCCUCCCCCCAAACGCAAAAAUAGCCCUCAUCUCCCCCUCCUUCCGCGUAAACACCCUCGUCCCAACCGCCCUCGCCCGCGCCCAAAGCCUCCUCGCCUCCCUAGGCUACACCGUCACCACAAUAUUCCACCCCCACGACGAAGACCUCGACCCCGUCCUCUCCGCCGGCGAACCCAUCCCCGCCGGCAUCCGCAACCGCCUCGCCGAGCUCCGCGCCGCCUUCGCCGACCCCACCGUAGACAUGGUCCUCUGCACCGUCGGCGGCUCAACAGCAACAGAACUCAUCCCCUACCUCGUGGCAGACGUCGACCUCCAGAACCUCAUCAGGGAGAACCCCAAAAUCUUUGUGGGCUACUCCGACAUCACCGUCCUCCACUGGUCCCUCCGCGCCCUCACCGGCCUCCGCACCUUUUACGGCCCCUGCGCCGUCUCGGAACUCGGCGAGGCCGUCACCUCCACACCUGCCUCUGUCGCCUCGUUCGACUUCUUCCGUGAACAAGAUGACCACCACCGCCCGGAGCUCAACAAGACAGAAGACGACGGCUACCUCCAAGACUUCCACCUCGCCCACCUCCUCCAGACUCUAAGUACCCCAACCACAACUCCCAACCCAAUCCCCCGCUCAACCUACUACGCCCCCAUCACAUGCCCCUACUUCCUCUCCCCCUCAACCCGCGCCUCAACCACGCCCCGAACCCUCCUCCCCUCCCCGCCUUGGACCUGGCUCCGACGAGGUCCCCGCACACAAGGCCGCCUAUUCGGCGGCUGCCUAACAGUCGUAGCCCGCAUCCAGGGCAUCGCGCACAUAUCCCCCCCGACCUGGAAGGAUAAGAUCAUGUUCCUCGAGUCCGCGACUGCCGAGGCCGACAUGACAAAAGGGAACCCGCUCGCCAGGAUCCGGUCCGCCUUCGCGGAUCUGGCAGCGCGCGGAGUCUUUGACGAGAUUGCGGGGCUCGUCGUCGGUCGAGCCUACGGGUACAACACGGAGCGGGAGAGGGCCGAGUACGCGGCCGUGAUACAGGGUCUCUUGUGUAAGGGCCGGCUAGGGGCGAGCACCAGUUUCCCAAUCUUGAUGAAUGUCGACAUUGGACAUACCGCGCCCAUCGUGACGCUACCGAUGGACGCGUUGGCGGUUCUAGACUCGGAAAAGGAUGAGUUUUCCAUCGCGGAGGCUGUGGUGGUCUGA
Colletotrichum acutatum is the source of this 1218-nucleotide messenger RNA. Its product is annotated as peptidase family S66. The record is from RefSeq and is a predicted model, not a curated record. The transcript has a single exon. Lineage: Eukaryota; Fungi; Ascomycota; Sordariomycetes; Glomerellales; Glomerellaceae. Bases 1 to 1218 code for a protein of 405 amino acids.